CGGGCUCGGAGGCCCAAACUAACGGCGGAGCGCGCGCCUCGCUCCGUGCCCGGCGCUCGAGCCCCGCUGCCUCAGGGAGGGGGCGCCGCGUGCGGGACUCUGCCCUGCGGAGGGAGUCGGGGGCGUCUUCGGCUGCGGGCAGCGCCGUCCGCCCCACACGACCCCCGAGCCGUGGCGAGGAGGCGCCCAGAUAAUUGCAGUGGAGACAACCAUAAACUACUUUCUAAUUGGGAAUGAAGCUUUGAGGAAGGUAUUUCAAAAAUGACAAAGUUGCUGUUGAUUGACGUUGAUUGUGGAGUCGACGAUGCUCAAGCCAUAAUGAUGGCGCUGGCAUCUCCCAGUGUUGAAAUCCUGGGAAUUACUUGCUGUUAUGGAAACACAGUGUUGGAAAACGUCUGCAAAAAUGUACUUCGUGUACUACAAGUUUGUAAUAGGCUUGAGAUUCCAGUUUACCAAGGUGCAUCUGCUCCCUUACUUGGUGGUCCUGUGGAAGGGGCCAUGUAUCAUGGAAGAGAUGGUUUGGGUGAUGUUCCUGUUCCGAAUGCUCCAGGAUUAGACCAUCUACAGAAAGAACAUGCUGUGAUUGCAAUGUUAAGAAUUAUUAAUGAGAAGCCUGGUCAGAUUUCUCUAGUUGCCACUGGUCCUUUGACUAAUCUAGCUUUGGCAGUGAAAUUGGAUCCAACAUUUCCUCAGAAGCUUAAAAAUAUGUUCAUCAUGGGAGGAAAUGAAGAAUCCAGAGGAAAUGUUACAGUCUGUGGAGAAUUCAAUUUUGCAACUGAUCCAGAAGCUGCGUAUGUUGUCUUAAAUGAGUUCACUUGCCCUACUUAUAUUGCAACAUGGGAAUUUACAUGUCGCAAUUCAUUGUCUUGGGAAUUCUAUCAUGAGUGGGUUAAUCAGAACACCAAAAAAGCUAAGUUCAUGGAGAAAAUAUCUGAGCACAGUAUAAAAUUCACAGAUCCAAAACACGAAAAUACAAGCAACAUCUUCUGGACUUCAGGAUUUGUGUCUUGUGAUUCUUAUGCUAUGGCUGCUGCAAUUGAUGAGAGCUUUGUCACAAAAGCCAUAGAAACUGCUGUAAGUGUGGAGCUGAAUGGCUCACUAACUAGAGGAAUGAUGGUAAUGGAUAUGGCUGGUCUUCUUAAGAAGAAAAAUAAAGCUUUUGUCAUUAAUAAGUGUGAUUUAGAGAAGUUCAAGGGACUUCUCAUUGCUGCUUUAAAAUAACAUUUGGCUGUCUGAUAAAUUUCCCAAUCUUGUUAAUUUUGAACUGUAACUGUAGGUCUAGUUACAGUGGUACAGAUAACUUUAGAUUCAUAGCUACUAUCAGACAACAUACAAUUAUUUUUGGUUAAUAACUUUCUCUUAUGUCAGAUUUCCAACAAAGUGCAUUCAAGUGAAUAUGAAAAGGACCCAUUUAAAUCUACAGUAGUGAGAGAAUUCAAAGUGCAAGUUAAAAUGGCAGCCUAAUUGUUAGAUAACUCUGAAUGCACUUACCUGGUAGGCUAGUACUCUACUUUAGCAUGCAUUUACUCAAUAGACAGAAACAGCAAUAAAAGAGCAUUGAAAACUAGAAUAUACAUAUAAAUUAUGAUCUGUCAUCAGUUUGUAAGAUGGAGUAGAUAGAUUGUUCUAAUUCUCACUGCUUUAUUAUUAUUAUGAGAAAACAAUCCAAUUUUUACUUAGAGAAUCUAGAUUAAGGAUUUGCAAAGUAUUAUUUAAAAACCACUUUAAGAUCCAGGAGCUCAACAUGUAAUGAUAACAUUUAAAACACAUUUUUGAAAAUUUGUAAAAAGGGAAGAUGUAGAAGAAUUUGAAGGACCAUGGUCAUGGGAAACAAAACUGUUUAACUUCAGUUUACUAAUUUGAAUAUGGCCCAGAAAUGUAGUGAAUGAGUUUAUCAUGUGACAUCUGUUAUGUAUCUUAUUUAAAGUGGGUUUGUAACCUGAGUCCAGUUUACACAACAAAAAAGCACGCUUGUUUGUAGAUUAUGCAGAAUGAACAGCCCUGAAGACACAAGUAAAUGAGCAAUUCCUUCAGAAGCUUCAGAGCCAUGUGUUAAAUUAAUUUGUCAUGAGUCUUUGAUUGCUUUGCAUGCCCUGGGCCCAUUAAUCCAUCUCCUUGGAACUUAUCCUAAUAUUUCAAACCUCUGAGCAGCUUCAGACACCUACCAUUUAAGAACAAAACAUAAUUACACCUUCCCAAAUGGCUUUUUACAGUUGAGGAUCUGGCCCUUUGUAGUGAAAAUUUUAUAGGGUUAGGAAUACAGUGAAUGUUUACACUAACAAGAAAACUCUAAAACUCUGUGUAAGAUACCAUAUCCUGUAAAGUGGAUUUUAUUUGUCCAUACAGAAUGAUGUGGUAGAAAGGUUUUAUCGGCACUUGCUUGGGAUUGCCUACAUAAUUUUACCGCUGUGAAAAAUGUGUGAUCAUCCGAACUGGUCAUCCCAAACUCACACCCAAAGAACCUUCAUACCACUCCAUCUUGUAUUAUAUAAAAAAUAUUUAGAAGAUGAUAAAAGAACGAAUAGUACUUGUGGCACCUUAGAGAUUAACAAAUUUAUUUGAGUAUAAGCUUUUGUGGGCUAAAGCCCACUUCAUCAGAUGCAUGCAGUGGAAAAUACAGCGGGAAGAUAUAGAGAUAUAUGCAGAGAACAUUAAAAAAAUGGGUAUUGCCAUUCCAACUCGAAUGAGACUAAUCAAUUAAGGUGGGCUAUUAUCAGCAGGAGAAAAACACUUUUGUAGUGAUAAUCAGGAUGGCCCAUUUCCAACAGUAGACAAGAAGGUGUGAGUAACAGUAGGGGGAAAAUUAACAUGGAGAAAUAGUUUGUAGUUUGUGUAAUCACUCAUCCACUCAGUCUUUAUUCAAGCCUAAUUUAAUGGUGUCCAGUUUGCAAAUUAAUUCUAGUUCUGCAGUUUCUCGUUGGAGUCUGUUUUGGAAGGUUUUUUGUUGAAUAAUUGCAACUUUUAG
This is a messenger RNA of Mauremys mutica (yellowpond turtle), 2965 nucleotides long. Its product is annotated as inosine-uridine preferring nucleoside hydrolase-like. Gene Ontology annotation, molecular function: hydrolase activity, hydrolyzing N-glycosyl compounds. The record is from RefSeq and is a predicted model, not a curated record. NCBI's taxonomy places the organism in Eukaryota, Metazoa, Chordata, Testudines, Geoemydidae.